AAAAAAAAAAAAAAAAACAUAUAAUCAAAACAAAACAUAGCAAGGAUCCAACACCGAAGAAAAAGGUAAAGCAGGGCGCUGAUCCUUGCGGGAGCGACAGGACAGGAUAGGAUCCGAUCAACCUCCCUCGCAGCAGUUAGGUAAUCUGGUCUACUUUGCGGGAUGGAUGGAUGGUGGACUCCAGUCCAGUCCAGAGUCCACCGUCUCCAUCUGGAGGAUACUCAUGGGCAGGGACCAAUGAUCAACCUAUGCCCGAAUCAAGGGAGGGUGAAGGAAGAGCGAUACCCCACUCUUCAGCUUCCUGCUUCCAUGCUUCAACAAUGGAUUAUGGUAGUAUUUCCAGGUGUAUGGUUUGGUAGGAUUAUUAUUAUUAUUAUUUUCUCUCGUCUUCUUUCUACUUCUUUACACCGAGUCAAGAAGUAGGUUCAAGAUCGGAAGGCCGAGGUCCACUAUAUUAGGUAGUUUCCAUAGUCCGGAGUACUCCGUAGAUACUAGACUCUUCUUCGUAGACGAGGUAAACGAUCGGUUGCAGGACCGACCCUACAUGAUCAG
Messenger RNA from Aspergillus campestris IBT 28561, 552 nucleotides. RefSeq lists its product as uncharacterized. The transcript has a single exon. The record is from RefSeq and is a predicted model, not a curated record. Lineage: Eukaryota; Fungi; Ascomycota; Eurotiomycetes; Eurotiales; Aspergillaceae. Bases 163 to 423 code for a protein of 86 amino acids.